CAGACUUGGUCUUGUCAAUCUUGGUAUUACGUCUAAACCUAUCAACAGAGGUCAGAUUCAUAGGAAUGAAUAAAUCAAAUACCUCGUUCUAUAGUGACAAAGCCUACAUUAUAAGUCCUAUAUUGUCUCUAACAGCAUUUUCUGCACACAAGGAGAUAUCACUUAGUCAUAUAUUUCAAAUUCAACAUUAUAUGUUAAUAUCUCAGAUCAACAUAUCUGAAGGCGCAAACAAUACUGUGUGUGCCUAUUAUGAUAACAAUGAAAGUGUGUGGUCGGAUUAUGGAUGUUUGAAACUGACAGGAAAUAGUCAUAAGACGAUGUGUAAAUGUAACCAUACAACAAACUUUGCUAUUCUAAUGCAAGUUCGUGAAUUGAAGUUAGAUAGUGUCCAUGUUUUGGUAUUGGACGUUAUAACAUACAUAGGAUGUAGUAUAUCACUUCUCACCCAGCUCAUAACACUUACUGUAUUUACCUGUGUUGGAUCCUUAAACUCAGAACGUGUGUUUGUUCACAGAAAUUUGUGUAUAUCAAUCAUUUGUGCCCAGUUAGGAUUUCUGUCUGGCAUCAAGGCAAUAGAAUACAAGACAGUAUGUGCUAUAGUAGCAGCUGUCCUGCACUAUUUUUACACAGCUGUGUUUGUAUGGAUGCUUGUGGAAGGGUUACUCCUGUACAGUAAAGUAGUCCAAGUGUUUGGCACAGAGAAGUCACGUGUGACCUACUAUUGUAUAUUUGGUUGGGGAGUGCCAGUAGUUAUAGUUGCUGUGUCUGCUUCUGCUAACUGGGACGGAUACGGGACGUCUACCAGUUGUUGGUUAUCAACAAAGACGGGAGCAAUUUGGGCAUUUGUUGGACCAGCUAUCGCAAUUAUUUUGGUGAAUGUUGUUAUUUUAUGGAUGGUAAUCAAGAUUGUCAUAUCAUCAGCAAAACAUGACCAGAAAACAGAAUACAGUCAAAUAAGGGCUGGAGUAAAGGGAGCUUUGAUUCUGAUUCCACUACUUGGAUUGACUUGGAUGUUUGGUCUCAUGGCCGUCAAUGAAGACUUUGUCAUAUUUCAGUACAUGUUUGCUAUCUUUAAUUCUCUACAGGGAUUUUUCAUAUUCCUUUUUCAUUGUGUCUUCAAUUCAGAGGUUAGACAGGCACUGAAAAGACUUCAGGAACGUCAGCGGUUAUUGAGAGAUUUUACAUCAUUUUCCUCUGCAUCUUCUAGGAACAGUUCGUCAAAGGAUAAGGAUUUGAAGCAUAGAAUUAUUCGUCGGGAACGCACAAAUUCUAGUGGCACAACGUCAACCAGUUUAGGCAGUAGAAAUAGUAUAGCAAGUAGAAGUUCAAAGUUGACAGGUACAUUACCAUCAAAAAGAUUAGGCACUAGAAUGAGUAUAGAAGACGUCAUGUAUCACCAAAGCAAUAAACGCAUUCAAACUAAAAUUUACGUUCACAUAUAGCAGGUCAAGUAAUUAACCUUGGUUUGCUCCAAAUUUCUCCUUAAACAAAGGAAAUUGUCCCGUAUUCAGCCUAAGGAAGGCGUUCUAAUUACUGAAUUUUGAAUCGAAGUACUGUCACUAGUUCGGUCGAACCCGGAUAUAAAAACGUAUAGUGUCUAUAGAGUGGUGAACCGAAUGGGGUUGCAGGCUCGUCUGGUGUGGUACAGAAGAAAGUCCAGUUCAGAUUGCAACAGUAGUUCAGACGCCAAAUAUUCAAAAUGACAACAUAUUUUAGGCUACGAGUCAUAGGAAUUACAGUUUU
Messenger RNA from Mytilus trossulus (common blue mussel), 1743 nucleotides. RefSeq names its product adhesion G-protein coupled receptor D1-like. Gene Ontology annotation, biological process: adenylate cyclase-activating G protein-coupled receptor signaling pathway; cell surface receptor signaling pathway. Gene Ontology annotation, molecular function: G protein-coupled receptor activity. The transcript is spliced from 14 exons. Bases 66 to 1442 code for a protein of 458 amino acids. Gene Ontology annotation, cellular component: plasma membrane. Lineage: Eukaryota; Metazoa; Mollusca; Bivalvia; Mytilida; Mytilidae. The record is from RefSeq and is a predicted model, not a curated record.